Cylindrotheca closterium is the source of this 615-nucleotide messenger RNA. NCBI's taxonomy places the organism in Eukaryota, Bacillariophyta, Bacillariophyceae, Bacillariales, Bacillariaceae. The record is from the annotation of a GenBank genome assembly.
AUGUUGGCCAAAAGGAUCACCUUUCUCUUUACUGCCAUCGCUACCUUUCUGUUGGGGUUUGUACUUCAGCCAGAGAACCUUGCUUUCCAAGCAACCAUGGCUCCUGCUGUUGUUAGUCUCGAUCAUGAGGACAUUCCAUCUUCAAGGAGCACGGUUUCGUUGAACUUGAGCUUUGAGAUUCAUCCUCAAGCCGUCGAUCUCUAUGAAACAGUCACUGCUGAAUGCCAAGAACUCUACAAUGUUUACGGGCCAAUUGCAAUCGAUCUAUUCAACACUGCUUCUGAUGAGUUUGCACGAGCCUACGAGAUUUAUCAACCAAUCGCAUGGGAACUGUUGGACCAAACCGUUCGCCCACUCGCAAUGGACAUUCUCGACAUUGUAUCUACGGAAUUCCAGCAACUUUUUGGAACUUUCACGGAAGAAAUGUCGGCUCCCUAUUCUCUUUUCGGCUAUGGACGCAUCGAGGUUACGGCUGUGAGCUACGAUGCGAGUAGCACGAACCAGUCUUCGUUGUCUGGGGCCAUUCAUCCUGCUCAGGCAAUGAUGAUUUCGACCAAUGUCACCAGCAGUGUCACCAAUCUGACAAUGCUAGAAGGAAUUAUUGGUCAGAACUAA